Messenger RNA from Brachypodium distachyon (stiff brome), 3721 nucleotides. RefSeq names its product pentatricopeptide repeat-containing protein At3g54980, mitochondrial. The coding region runs from base 105 to 2537 and encodes 810 amino acids. NCBI's taxonomy places the organism in Eukaryota, Viridiplantae, Streptophyta, Magnoliopsida, Poales, Poaceae. The transcript has 6 exons. The record is from RefSeq and is a predicted model, not a curated record. Gene Ontology annotation, molecular function: protein binding.
ACAUCUGAGUUCUGAAUUACUGAUGACUGAUGACCGAGCAGGCGAGCAGCCGCCCCUGAAGCUGCAUCGCAUCCUUGCGCCCAAACCCUCACCUCUCCGCCACUAUGCGCCCACCACGGCUCCGAGGAAGCUCAUCGCCCGCGCUCCCAUGCCGCUCCCUCUGCGCUCAAUGGCGCUCCCUCUGCACGACCGCCGCCGCCGGCACAUCCUCUCCCUCCACACCGCCCCAACCAGCCGAUCCCCUUUCCUCCCACUUCUCCAACCCCGCCCGCGGCACCGCCUUCGUGAGGGACCUCAUCUCCACCCUCCGUGCGCUCCUCGUUUCCUCCCCUUCUCACCCGCGCGUCUUACGGCUCCUCAAGUCGGCCGUCUUCGACGGCCGCCUCGCGCCGGAGGUCCUCGUUGACGUCGUCCUCUCCGCCGCCGAUGGCCCUGAUGCCACCGGCUCCCCCGUCGCGGCCGCCCACGUAUCCGUCCUCAGCCGCCUCCUCUCCUCCCUGUCCCGCUCCGACCUCCCCAGCGCGGCCACCGACACCUACGCGCAUAUGGUCGCCCGUGGCGUUGUCCCGGACAUAAAGUCCCGCACCGACCUGCUCAUCAGGACGGCGCGCGGCUCGUCGGCCAAGGACGCGCUUGCACUGUUCAUGGAGAUGCGAGGAAGGGGCUACCGCGUAGACGCUUGGAUGUUCGACGCGCUGAUGAGCGCCUGCCUAAAGGAAGGGAUGCACGAGGACGCAGUCAGACUAUUCGACGAAAUGCCCGGUGCUGAAAUCGAUCCUGACCAGCGUGUGUAUGCCCUCGCAAUCACAGCUCUAUGCAAACUGGGGGACGGCGGCCGUGCAUUGCGCAUGCUGAGGGAGAUGAAGGAGGUGGGUUUUGAUACGUGUGACUUCACAUACAGAACCAUGGUGGAUGUGCUCGUGAAGACCGGGAGGAUGGAGGAGGCACUGCGGGUGAAUGACGAGAUGCGGGAUGCUGGGAAGAAAAUGGAUGUGAUUGUCGCGACGACGUUGAUGCGUGGAUAUUGCUUGCGACAGGAGGUUGGGAACGCACUGAAUCUAUUCAAGGAGACUUUGAAGGAUGGCAUAGUACCCACUAAGGUGAUGUAUGGGGUGCUUAUCAGAGGCUGUGAUCAAGUGGGCAUGACACAGAAGGCCUAUGAGCUAUGUCGUCAGAUGACAGGGCAAGGGUUGUUGCCAAGCACAUUUGAGCUCAGUUUGGUUCUCAAGGGCCUCUUGAAUGACAGAAGGUGGAAGGAUGCUGUAUGCUUGUUUGAGGAGAUGGCUGAUUCUGGGCUACCGGAUGUUUUUACAUAUAAUAAUCUAAUCCAUUGGCACUGUCAGGCCCACAAGCUCCGUGAAGCACUUAACUUGUUUGAUAGGAUGAAAAAAGCUGGAGUGAAACCGUCUAUUAAUACAUACAACAGCUUGUUAAUGGGUUACUGUAAGAAAGGGUGCAUGGAUGAAGCUGUCAAAUUGUACUCAGAGAUGCCUAUGGAAGGAUUCAAACCUAAUGUUGUAACUUACAUAACUUUGAUGAGGGGGUAUAUCGCUAAGAAGGAUUUUGACAACGCCUAUGCCCUCCUUGAUGAAAUGAAGCAGAAUGGAGUUUCUUGCAAUGAUUAUACAUAUAACGUUCUCAUAAAUGGCAUUUGCAUGGUUGACCGAGUUUGUGAAGUUGAUGGAAUGCUGAAGAGCUUUAUGAGCGAAGGUUUUAUCCCGACCAUGAUGACAUACAAUAGUAUCAUAAAUGGGUUUGUGAAAGCUGGUAUGAUGGGCUCAGCAUUCACUGUGUAUCAGCAGAUGCGUGAAAAAGGUUUGCCCCCCAACAUCAUAACAUAUACCAGUUUCAUUGAUGGUUACUGUAGAACCGGUUGUUCUGAUAUGGCACUGAAAAUGCUAAAUGAUGUGAGGCGCAGAGGCCUUCAACCUGACAUUGUUGCAUACAAUGCUUUAAUAAAUGGGUUUUGCCAAGAGGGUAAUAUGUCUCAUGCACUGCAACUUCUUGUUAUUCUGCUGAAAGAUGGUUUAGCACCGAAUACUGUUGUCUACAAUAGUUUAAUUACCGGGUACAAGAAUUUGAACAUGAUGAAAGAAGUUUCCAAAUUCUACGAGAGCAUGAUCAAAGGAGGAAUAGUCGCUGAUACAUCAACCUACACAACCUUAAUUGAUGGUUUCUCAAAAGAUGGCAAUGUAGCAUUUGCUUUGGAACUGUACUCAGAGAUGAUGGCCAAGGGUUACAUUCCUGAUGCUUUCACUUUCACAGCAUUAACACAUGGUCUUUGCCGCAGUGGAGACAUUGAUGGUGCUAAGAAGUUAUUGGAAGAAAUGAGGAGAUUAGAUGUACGCCCUAAUGUUUUUAUUUAUAACAUGCUGAUAAAUGGAUACCUCCGUGAUUGUAAGCUGCAAGAAGCAUUCCGACUGCAUGAUGAAAUGCUCAACAUGGGAAUUCAGCCAGAUGAUACAACAUAUGACAUAUUGGUUAGCAAGAAAUUUUUGGAAGCUGACAAUUGCGCUGAUGUGCUGAAUCCGAUUUAAAAUUUCUGCCAUUUAAGAGAAAAUUGGCUUGAGCAGAUUGAAGCUUCCAUUGCAUGGCAAUGUUGAGUUGGGAACUGUGCUUUAAGUAAGUGAAAUCUUAGACAGGCCAGAUGGAAGCAACGAAUUUCCCAUCUUAUGAAGAUAACUGUUGUCAUUAAUCGAGUCCAUGCAUGUUUUGGUCUUCUAUACAGCCAUUGAAAAGUGGACUGUACUGGUUACUGGAGUUCACCAAGAAUCUCAGGAAGAUGACCUUGACAAUAUUUUCUGGGAGUAUGGGCAAAUCAAGAACUUGCAUUUGAAUUUGGGUCGCAGCUGUCUAGUGUGUUUGGUGCCAAUAUAACAUUGGUCUUUUUUUAGUAACUAUUUUCAUGAAAUUCCUCAAAGAGUUCCUUAAUUGUGAGUAACACAGGCCACACAAAUAAGUUUAUAUGUGAAAAGUCUCAACCUUCAAAAUUUGUCUUCUAUAUAUUAAAAGCAGUAUUUCGUUUGCACCUUCUAUUAACCAGUUUUUAUCCCUGUUUGAUUUUACUUGCCCUAUGCAGGGAUAUGCUCUGGUUGAAUACGGGAACUUCAAAGGAGCUCAUGCUGCAAUAAAAGCAUCAAAUGGACCUGAGCUUCUUACACAAAUAAUAAGUGUUGAUUGGGCAUUUAGUAAUGACCCUGUCAAACAUAGAAAUACUCGAAAGAGAACUUUUAGGCUUCAGAUUUGUGAUUCAUGGAGCCACACAAUCAGUUCCCAUAACUCCUAACGUUGGUCCAUACUAGAAUCCUAAGCACUAUGGAAUUAAGAGAGGGAUUCCCUGCGACCUUCAAAAACAAAUGAGAGAUAUAUGUGUUGAGAAGAUCCAUAAGUUGGUUAAGUAUGGCCCAAUUUGGACAGAUGACGAUGGUUUCCUUCUAGAACCUGGGAGGCUGGUGACAAAAUUCUAUCAAAGUUUGAUACGAUGAAGCUUAUCAUCAGAGCCUCUGCUUUGUGUAGUUUGGAAGAUUUAUUGCAUAUGUAUAAUCUGCCACUCUACAGAGAUUACUUGUAGGUAGCUUAAAUAUUUAGUUUUAAUAAAAUAGUUUGUGGAGUGAGAUGAUGAUUUGAUUUUUUUUCUCCCUGGAAUUUCAAGGGAUCCAACUAUGUCGAAAUGAGAAGUAAAUGACAUAAACUCUGAUGUGACAUUAUUCUCCUUUUCCUC